AUGCAAAAAUCAAGCAAGCAAAGAUCGAGAAUGCAAGAAUCAAGAAUACGACAAUCUGAAUUCGAAAAUGUAAUCAUCAAAGCCCAUGAUCUCAAUCGCGCUAUUGAAUCUCAAGACGAAGAUUACAUAAAUAAUUUAACAACCUUAAAUUUCAAGAUUAAUAAUACACACCGAGAUGUUGGGAAUACUCUACGUACAGCUGUGCGAGUCGGGAAUUAUCGAAUUUUCAAAAAGUUAAUAGAACUUGGUGCUGAUAUACACCAACGAAUUCCAGCAUCUGAACGACCGAUAUUAUACGAUGCCGUAGAAUCUGGAAAUUACGAUAUUAUCAAAUAUAUGGUAGAAAAUGGCGUAGAUAUUAAUGUCAGGUGGGAAGUUUCUUAUCGGCCCUGUUAUGAAACUGCAUUGACCCUUGCCGUCCAGAGAGCAAAUAUGAAGGUCGUAAAAUUAUUACUAGAUAACAAUGCUAACGUUAAUAUUAAAUCUAGAGAUGGAGUCACUCCUAUCACCCUUGCUGUUACGAAUAAAGACAAUGAUGCCAUGGAUGCAUUUAUAAAAUAUGCGCCUGAUCUUUUUUGUACAAUAGAAGUCAGUGGUAGGACUACAACAAUUUUUCAUUUCGCUAUUUGGUUUGGAAAUUGGAAAAUGUUAUAUGAGUGGCUAUUUGAAUUUGCCGAUACGAUUGAUGUUAAUAAUAAUAAUAAUAAUAAUAAUUAUAUUAAUUUGUUUACAUUCUUCAAAUCCCAAUUGUUACUUCAUUACGCUCUCACAAGAAACAAUCGCGAUGUAGAUACUAUGAGUUAUCUGCUUGAUGUCGGUGUUGAUGUUAAUGCUCUGGAUUCUGAUAAUAAAUUAGCUAUCGAGUCUUCGUUCAAAUUAGGAUAUUAUCCACAUGAUAUUUCAACUAUUAAGCUACACAUCGUAAAAUUAAUAGCUGCGGGUUUUUACGUAUGUGAUCGAAACAUUAAAGCUGUUAGUACAGGAGAAUUCGAUCAUUAUUUAGCUGAGUGUCGGUCAGAAGUUGAAAAAAUGAAAAAAAAUAAAAUAGAAGGCAGUAAUAUCACAUUUAUGGAGGUUUUACAUGAAAAUAUUUAUUACUUGGUACAUUACAUGAUGUUUGUUGAUUUGGUGAGUAUACUCAAACGUGAACCUAGUGAACCUAUUUUCCCAGAGUAUCCUAUAUAUGACAAUAUGCUUUUUUAUAAAUUGCUAAGAGUUUUUAAAAGAGUUAGUUGCAUAAAGGAUUCUAAGGAAAUUAUUUAUAACAUAUUUUAUGAAUUACAACUUCCAGAUACUUUUAUCAGAAAAUUGUAUUUCUGCUUGUCAAAUAAUGAUUUAGAAAAAAUUAUUCAACCCUCACAUGAAAAAAAGAGGGUACGACAUUUAAUGAACUUUCACCGUAGAAAGCCAAAGACCGUUCAGCCUCCGGUAAGGAGAUGGUAG
This is a messenger RNA of Microplitis mediator, 1443 nucleotides long. RefSeq lists its product as uncharacterized. Gene Ontology annotation, biological process: RNA processing. The record is from RefSeq and is a predicted model, not a curated record. NCBI's taxonomy places the organism in Eukaryota, Metazoa, Arthropoda, Insecta, Hymenoptera, Braconidae. Gene Ontology annotation, molecular function: RNA binding; RNA nuclease activity; protein binding. Bases 1 to 1443 code for a protein of 480 amino acids. The transcript has a single exon.